This is a messenger RNA of Klebsormidium nitens, 2794 nucleotides long. Lineage: Eukaryota; Viridiplantae; Streptophyta; Klebsormidiophyceae; Klebsormidiales; Klebsormidiaceae. The record is from the annotation of a GenBank genome assembly.
GAGACUGAGGAGUUUUGCUACAUUUUGUAGUGAGGUGAAGUGCGCCAAUCCUUCACUUCAGGAUCGCACCAAUCACCGUUCAGCAUCAUGCCCCUAUGGGCCUAUGCCUCCCUCCCUGACUCCAGAUCCCACACCUUGCACCGCUAGGCUUCACAUUCGCCAGCAAGGAUUUUGGCGCAAGACGUUGACAAAUCAGGCACCAGAGCUAGUCACACCCAAUGAUGAUCAAUUCUGCUAUACGAGCCACCUUUGGCAUUUUUAAAACAUCAGAUUGCACGCCGACACAAUGUCAAAAGCGGCCAAUUUCCAGUACACCAACCCAUUGAGCGAGGACCCCCUACAGUGCUUCAAAGACUGCUUAUCAGAGUUCGCCCACCGUCGCAACUCCUGCCCAACGGACCCCUUCGCUUCUCCGCUUGUCUCCCCCGAAGUUUCCGACUCCAGCACCAACUCUAAGCUCCACAAUCACGAGGAGUACCCCCCCCUCUCACCGCGAUCGCACUCGCUAACUGCCCAGGUUAGGGCUAACCAGGUUUUUGCAUUGCAAGAGGGGCUGGAGAGCCAGGGGGCCAGGCGACGGCCGAGGGUUUAUAAGGUCAAGUGUGACGAGAUCAGGGGGUGGGGAUUGGUGCUUGAGGAGAAUGUGUCGCUACUUGAUCCUGCUUGUCACCUCGUGGCUGUGAAGAAGGACGGAAGGCUAGGCUUGCGCAGUGGCCUGGCCCAGGGCCGUCUACUGCGGUGCAACCCGCAGCUCGAGCUGAGCUUCGUGCGCGGGAACCUGGAGAGUUGGGAGGCUUGGAGCCUUCGAGGAGAGACUUUGUCCGAUUGCCUGCUGAAGAAUCGCCGCUUCAAGAAGGAGCUGAACGUUUCGAUCAUGACCAUCGGCGAGGUGGUCGACUCCCCCGGGAACGUGCGGUUGACCCACGACGCCGUUCUCGCAGCGGAGGCGCUCGCAUAUCCGGGCCCGUACGUGUCUUCCUCAGCCAAAAAGAGCCCCUUCAUUUCAUCAGGGGGGCUCCAAAACGGGGAGCGGCAGGGGGGGGCUUCUGGGGUGAGCGAGAAGGUGCGCUUCUUUGAUGGGCUGCCAAACGGAAGCGCUGAAGGGAAAAGUGUACACGGGAAAGUGAAAGUGGAUAGGGAUUUGGAGGAAGAGAUGGAUGCGGUGCGGGGAGAAUUCGACGGUGCAGAGAGCGCUCUGAGGACGAUCGACGGUGCAGAAAGCCUUCUGAGGGAGAUCGACGGUGCAGAGAGCACUCUGAGGACGAUCGACGGUGAGGAGCGCGAGUCGAGGGCGAUGAACGGCUGCAACGGAGACGAGGUGGGACAGAAAAGUGAGCGGGCGGUUGGGAACCUCGACGAUAACGAAGGGGGCGAACUAGAGCGGGGCUUUGUGGCACGGGAGGAACGCCACGGGCGGAAAGGAAGUCCAUAUGGCAACGGAUUGAGUCUGGACAGAGAUGAACGGCUUCCGGACGGAAACGGACUGGAUGCGGACGGAACGGAACGUCAGCCUGACGAAAAGGAACAGGACCCGGACGGAAGGCCACGGAAAAUGGACGGAAACGGACCCAAGGCGGACGGCUUCAGACCGCAUUCGGACGCAAUUCUGCGGUGUCCGGAUGAGGGCGAUGUCGUUCUUUCGGACGCUUACCAGCUGGACGGUACUGACAACGAGAUUCUUGUGAAAACGGCGCUGGUAGAUGGGCCGGUUAGGCGGGAACCGGAUGGGAUCGGUUCGGACGGCGGGGUUCAGACAGGGAGCGUUUCGGACAGCGGGGUUCGGACAGGGUUAGGGAGCGGUUUGGACGGUGCGGUUCGGAUGGGGUUAGGGAGCGGUUCGGACGGCGGGGUCCGGACGGGGUUAGGGAAUGAUUCGGACGGCGGGGUUUGGACAGGGUUAGGGAGCGGUUCGGACGUCCAAACGGGGGGUCGUCGUGGGGAGGGAAUGCGAGCGGGAGCGGAGGCCGUGGAGGAGUUACGGCGCCUUGCGGCCGAGAACGAGCGCCUGCGCCACGAGCUCGCGCUCGAGGUCGAGACCGCGGCAUUCCAGCGGUCCGAUCUGCUGCGCCAGCUGGAGAAGGAACGGCACCGGACGGAGCAGCUGCAACUAGAGCUGCAGCAAGCCGGGUCCGGACGGUCCACACCGUCGUCCGCAAGGAGGCGGCUCACCUUCCAGGAAGACCGGAAUAACGCUGCGAGCGUGGCGGAACGGGUGGAGGGCCAGCUGGCGGACGCCGUCGCGAGGCUGAACGGCAGUCGAGAGGCUCUUUGCGCAAGGGCAGACAGGGCCACUCAAAGCACCGGCCAGGAGUCCGUUUCGCCGACGUUCUUGCAGCGCCUCGUAGCGUGGACACGUGUCACGCUCCGGACGUCCCGGACCGUACUGCCCUGGUUCGUCGCGUUCGGAUUGGGCAUCUGGCUGACGCGAUUGAAAGCCAAGCGGAGACAACGUUUGAAUGGCUAGAUAGCUGAAACCAGUGAUUAUAUACGAAAUUUUGAGUACGUGCAAUACUUAGUCAAAGCUCUUGAGCGGAUACAAGUCAGAAGUUAGUGGGUGCGGUUGUUGGUUGUCAAUCGAGGAACCCGCAUUACCACUGCUUAAAAAACUAAGUGAUUGAUAGAAGAACGAUUCGGGCUGGUGGCCCUUGUUUUACUUAUACUAGUAGAUGUACAGUUGAUCUAUGCGUAAAAGUGAGUAAGUGGAGCAUUGAGCGGUUCACUCUUUGCAAUACAUAUAGACUUUGUUCUGAACGCGAUGUAUGUACGAAACAUGACAAAGAAGCACCUGUGGAUG